GAACUUUCUUCUUGUCAUUUCGUCUCCGUUUUUCUCGAUUUCGCGUGUAAUCUGGAAUACAUAUACCUAAUUGAUUACUUGAUACACUAUCGCUUCCCCUUGGCUUGUUCGGACAUCUAAAUUGCACCAUGUGGAGUGCCAAUUCGAAUUCCGUCUUUUCGCGAGGCACGGAAAGCGAAGGCCAAGCACCCACGAUCCCUCUUCACAAUGUCGGCCAAACCGACGAAAAUGCCCGUGAGCCCGUCGAGGGCUCGCACGUGGCAGAGGACUCUCCACAUGCUCUCGAAAAUGUAAACGAAGAGCACGAACCAGGCGCCGAGGGAACCUGGGGCGAGCGAGACGUUGGCGGUCCUGUGAACCAUGCCGCUGCCAUGGAAGACUACGAGCAUCUUCGAAGAGAGUUGAGCCGGAUUUCGACCACCAGAUCGCGCUCAUCCGUCCCGGAACGCAAGUCCAUGCUGAGAACCCUCACCGAACGGGGUGUCCAUAAGACUACCAGUCGUGCAAGCCACCCUACUAUCUCGUCGGCCGACGACGAAGAUGCGCAAUCCAUUGCCAAGGACUUGGAAGCUGGUGACACCGCCAAAGCCGUCGAAGAGGAGUUUGAACUGGGCCAAUUCAUGCGCGAGGGUCACUUCGAAAAGCGAACCGAGUCGGGAGAGUCGGCGAAGAAAGUCGGUGUGAUCUUCAAGAACUUGAACGUCAAGGGCGUGGGCUCUUCUACGAUGUUUGUCAAAACCCUUCCAGAGGCCGUCAUUGGCACCUUUGGCCCCGAUCUCUAUCGCCUUCUCUGCAAUUUCUUCCCCUUUCUACGAUUCGGCAAUAAACCCCCGACACGAGAUCUCAUUCAUGAUUUCUCGGGUGUCGUGCGAGAUGGCGAGAUGAUGCUCGUCCUGGGCAAGCCCGGUGCGGGAUGCUCAACCUUUCUCAAGGCCAUUGCCAAUCAUCGAGAGGGCUUCGCCGACGUGAGCGGCGAUGUUUCGUAUGGCGGCAUCUCCGCUGCCGAGCAAAGCAAGCACUUCCGUGGUGAAGUGAGCUACAAUCCCGAAGAUGACCAACACUUUCCGAAUCUGAGUGUAUAUCAAACUCUCAAAUUCGCACUUUUGAACAAGACGAAGAAGAACGACAAAGAUGGAAUGCCGGUGAUUAUUGAUGCCUUGCUGAAAAUGUUCGGCAUCAGUCACACCAAGCAGACUUUUGUCGGAAACGAAUACGUCCGUGGUGUUUCCGGUGGUGAGCGGAAACGUGUCUCCAUUGCUGAAACCCUCGCAACCAAAUCGUCUGUUGUCUGCUGGGACAAUUCGACCAGAGGAUUGGAUGCGAGCACUGCGCUCGACUAUGCCAACUCCCUUCGGAUCAUGACAGACAUUAGCAAUAGAACCACUCUCGUGACCCUGUACCAGGCGGGAGAGGGCAUCUAUGAGCUUAUGGACAAGGUCUUGGUUAUCGAUAGCGGCAAGAUGAUCUUCCAGGGUCCAGCCGGUGAAGCCAAGGCAUACUUUGAGGGCCUUGGCUUCUUAUGCCCAGAUCGACAAACCACGGCCGACUUUUUGACAUCCAUUUCGGACGCAAACGAGCGACGUUUCCGGGAAGGCUACGAAGCCCGAGCUCCCAAGACUCCAGAGGAAUUGGAAAAGGCUUUCCUUGACAGUCCUCAUUACCAGCGCGUUCUCCGAGACGUCGAGGAGUACGAGAAUGAACUCCACCAAUCUGAUCACGCCAACGCUCGGCAGUUCAAGCAGUCUGUCCACGAAAGCAAGAGUCGUACCGUUCGCAACAGCUCGAAUUACACUGUCAGCUUUCCUCGACAGAUUCUUGCGUGUACCAAGCGAGAGUUUUGGCUUAUUCUCGGCGACAAGACGACUCUCUACACCAAGGCUUUCAUCAUCAUCAGCAAUGCUCUCAUCGUCGGCUCCUUGUUCCACGGACAACCAGAAACCACUGCUGGUGCCUUUUCGCGAGGCGGCACGCUUUUCUUCUCGAUCCUCUUCCUCGGUUGGCUGCAGUUGACCGAGCUCAUGAGAGCCGUGUCCGGCAGAACGAUUAUUCAGCGACACAAGGAAUAUGCAUUCUAUCGGCCGUCUGCUGUCACAAUGGGACGAGUGCUUGCCGAUUUCCCUAUUUUGCUUCCACAGGUCAUCGUCUUCACAAUCGUUGUCUAUUUCAUUACCAAUCUUGACGUGGACGCGUCAAAGUUCUUCAUUUACUUUCUGUUCGUCUAUACGCAGACCAUCUGCAUCACCAGUCUUUAUCGAAUGUUUGCAUCGCUAUCUCCGACGAUUGACGAUGCCGUUCGGUUCGCCGGUAUUGCAUUGAACCUGCUCAUCAUCUAUACUGGUUACGCCAUCCCCAAGCCGCAACUGGUCCACAAGUACAUUUGGUUUGGCUGGCUGAACUAUCUCAAUCCUAUUUCAUACGCAUUCGAGUCAGUCCUGACGAACGAGUUUCAUCACCGUUACAUGGACUGCGACCCGAACAAUCUUGUCCCGCAAGGCCCGAAUGUCAAGCCAGAGUACCAGGGUUGUUCCUUGGGCACCGUCGGUUCGCCUCUUGGCUCAACUGGAAUGACUGGUGAAUACUAUUUGGCCACUGAAUUCUCAUACACCAGACAUCAUCUCUGGAGGAAUUUUGGUGUUCUCAUUGCAUGGACCGUUCUGUACAUUCUCAUCACAGGCCUCGCAUCAGAAGUCUUCUCUUUUGUUGGCGGUGGCGGUGGUGCCCUUGUGUUCAAGCGCUCCAAGAAAGCCAAGCAGGCUGUCAAGAGCAGUGGCGUUGAUGAAGAAAAGGCUGGCACCAUCGGCGAUUCAAGCCCCAGCACCAUGACCGAGACGGAUGAGACGACGAAGAAUCUCAAGGGAAUUUCCCAGAGCGAGAGCAUCUUCACCUGGCGCAAUGUCGAAUACACCGUGCCGUAUCCGGGCGGUGAGCGGAAACUUCUCAAUAACAUUGAGGGCUUCGCCAAACCUGGAGUCAUGGUUGCUCUGAUGGGCGCGUCCGGUGCUGGCAAAACAACACUGCUGAAUACCCUUGCUCAGAGGCAAAAGAUGGGAGUCGUUGGCGGCGAAAUGUUGGUAGACGGCACUGCGCUCGGGACCGAGUUCCAGCGUGGCACCGGCUUUUGCGAACAGAUGGACCUUCACGACGGAUCCGCAACUAUCCGAGAGGCUCUCGAGUUCUCCGCAAUCUUGCGACAGGAACGAACCGUGCCCACCGAAGAGAAACUUGCUUACGUGAACCAAAUCAUUGAUCUGUUGGAACUGAACGAUAUCCAACACGCCAUUGUCGGCAGCCUGGGUGUUGAGCAGCGCAAGCGGUUGACGAUCGGCGUUGAGCUGGCGGCCAAGCCAUCUCUUCUUCUCUUCUUGGACGAGCCCACCUCUGGUCUGGACUCACAGUCGGCCUACUCGAUUGUGCGGUUCUUGCGUAAAUUGGCAGACGCCGGCCAAGCUAUUCUCUGCACCAUUCACCAGCCCAGCUCUGUUCUCAUUCAGCAGUUUGAUAUGAUUCUGGCAUUGAAUCCCGGCGGAAACACAUUCUACUUUGGCCCCGUCGGCGAAAACGGUUCCGCUGUCAUUGACUACUUUGGCAAACGCGGCGUGCACUGCCCGCCCGCCAAGAACGUGGCAGAAUUCAUCCUCGAGACCGCCAUCAAGGGCGGCAAGCGCGCAGACGGCAAGAAACUCAACUGGAACAAGGAAUGGAAGGAGUCUGCCGAGCGCCGGGCCAUCUUGCAGGAGAUUGACCGCAUCAUCGACACACGCAGCAAGGUUCCCCGGCCCCCAGCUGGCGAGCAGCACGAGUUUGCCUCGCCCGUCUGGCUGCAGACGAAGAUGUUGACGCAGCGCCUCUUCCGACAGUACUGGCGGGAUCCGUCCUACCUGUACGCCAAGCUGUUCAUCUCCGUCAUCCUGGGCAUCUUCAACGGCUUCACUUUCUACAAGCUCGGCAAUUCCAUCCAGGACAUGCAGAACCGAAUGUUCACCUGCUUCUUGAUCAUCCUGUUCCCCCCCGUCAUCGUCAACGGCAUCGUGCCCAAAUUCUACAUCAACCGCGCCCUCUGGGAAGCCCGCGAACUGCCGUCGCGCAUCUACGGCUGGUUCGCCUUCUGCACCGCGCAGAUCGUCGGCGAGAUCCCCAUGGCCAUCAUCGGCUCCGUCAUCUACUGGCUGCUGUGGUACUUUCCGACCGGUUUGCCCCGGGACUCGUCUACCUCGGGCUACGUCUUCCUCAUGACCCUGCUAUUCUUCCUCUUCCAAGCCAGCUGGGGCCAGUGGAUCACUGCCUUUGCCCCGUCGUUUACCGUCAUCGCAAACGUGCUGCCCUUCUUCUUCGUCGUCUUCUCCCUCUUCAACGGCGUCGUGCAAAGCUACGCCCACAUGUCCGUCUUCUGGCGCUACUGGCUGUACUACCUCAACCCGUCCACCUACUGGAUCGGCGGCGUGCUUGCGGCCACCCUGAACGGGGCUCCAGUGCGCUGCACCGAUGCCGAGGCUGUCCACUUCAACCCUCCCCCCGGCCAAACCUGUCUCGAGUACGCAGGCGCCUUUAUCAACUCUCUUCAUUCGUCUUCGUCAGCGGGCUCGUCAGGAUACCUGUUGCCGAAUACCCUCAACGCGACAAGCAACUGUGGGUUCUGCCCUAUGAGCGUCGGCAACGAUUACCUCGGCACUAUCAACAUCAGCCACAAGGACAAGUGGGGCUAUUUCGGCAUCUUCCUGGGCUUCUGUGUGAGUAAUUGGUUCCUGGUGUAUUUUAUGAUCUACACUGUCCGGAUCCGCGGCUGGUCGUUUGGAUUGGGCACUGUGUUUGGGGUGCUGGGGAAGAUUGGCGGUGCCGUGGUUGGUGCGGUUAAGAAGGUCGUUGCGCCGAAGUCGAAGGCUACGGUGCAGGAGUAGAUUUUCCUUUUCUUUUUAUUUUCUCUUUUUUUUUUUUUUUUUUUUU
Messenger RNA from Xylona heveae TC161, 4941 nucleotides. Its product is annotated as ABC multidrug transporter. Gene Ontology annotation, biological process: transmembrane transport. NCBI's taxonomy places the organism in Eukaryota, Fungi, Ascomycota, Xylonomycetes, Xylonales, Xylonaceae. Gene Ontology annotation, molecular function: ATP binding; ABC-type transporter activity; ATP hydrolysis activity. The record is from RefSeq and is a predicted model, not a curated record. Gene Ontology annotation, cellular component: membrane. Bases 129 to 4895 code for a protein of 1588 amino acids. The transcript is spliced from 7 exons.